AUGCUUUCUCUACGAAACCUCGCCCGCAGCGUCCCGCGGUCCGCCGCUCGCUUCUCCACAAAAGCAGUACGCCCGCAAACUGCUCUGCGCCAGACGGCUGCUUUCCAGCCAGCAUGGACUGUCGCUGUGCCCAGGCUCACAGCCUCUUUCUCCAUGUCUGCAGCAAGGAGAGAGGAUAGUGGUAUCAAUGAGGAGCUGGUUGCGAAGCUCCACAGUGAAAUCGCCAUGGAAGAGAGCAUGAAAGAGGAUGAGGAUCUCUCAGCAAACAUCAAGGAAUAUCUUGAGAACAGCCCCUUUGAGAUUGAGGACCAGGAUGGCAACCAAGAAGUCGUCUUGACCCGCACGUACAAUGACGAAAAGAUCCGCAUCACCUUUACAACGGCCGACCUCAACACUAACCAGGCCGGCGAUGAGUUUUCCGAGGACAGUGCCUUGUUCGAUGAUGCCGAUAUGGAUGUGCAGUCUGGAGGCGCAAACACCAAGGGUGCCAUCAACCAGGGCAAGACUCCAGAUGGAAACAUCCGUGUAGCGCCCGAGGACCGCGUUGCUCCUGCCGACCGCGAGGAGCUCGAGGAUGACUACGAGAACGACGAGUCACAGCAGGGCUUCCCUGCCCAUGCCAGCAUCCGCAUCGAGCGUCCCGGCAAGGGCGCUUUGGCUAUCGAGGCUACUGCCCAGGAUGGCGACUUCCUGAUCGAGGAUCUUUACUACUUCCCAUCAGCUGAUCUGGCUGACCCUGCCACCGCUGAGAAGGACUGGGCAAGGCGUGCGCUCUACACUGGCCCUCCUUUCAACAACCUGGAUGAGGACCUCCAGAUUCUGCUUGAAAAGUACCUCGAGGAGCGUGGCAUCAACACUCGUCUUGCACUCUUCAUCCCCGACUACAUUGACCACAAGGAGCAGAAGGAAUACGUCAGGUGGCUGAACAACAUCAAGAACUUUGUCGCAUAA
Bipolaris zeicola 26-R-13 is the source of this 951-nucleotide messenger RNA. RefSeq lists its product as uncharacterized. The record is from RefSeq and is a predicted model, not a curated record. The transcript has 5 exons. The coding region runs from base 1 to 951 and encodes 316 amino acids. Gene Ontology annotation, cellular component: mitochondrial matrix. Gene Ontology annotation, biological process: cytosolic ribosome assembly. Lineage: Eukaryota; Fungi; Ascomycota; Dothideomycetes; Pleosporales; Pleosporaceae.